UCCUCAGGCUUGGUGGGAAGAUUACCACUCUGGGAUGAGGGAGGAGUGGGAUCCCGCCACCCCUGGCUUUCUGGCCGGUGAACCAGCUCAGGAAAGUCAGCGCCAUCUCCACCUCUGACCCUUUCUGCCACGGUGCGCCCGUGGAGGAGAACCCUGCCUGGUGCUAGUGGGUGACGUGGUGGGACGCAGGACCUCCGAGGUGGCUGCGGGGGAAGGCGUCGGCAGGUGCAUCGACCCUACGGGUACCGGGACUCCGGGCGUGGCACGGCAUCCUGGGGCGGGACUCGAACGUGCGGCACGCCCUCGGGCCGACGCAGAGAAACGGAAAGUGGUGCGCAUGCGCCUGGACUCAGGCCCGUUUCCGAGCGUUUGCGCACGCGCGUUCUUGCCGCCUCCCAGCAUUCCGGGUGCGGGCGGGGCGUGUGACGUCAGUUCGUUUAAUCCGGAAACGGCGGCGACGGCAGAGGGGACAGAACCGAGGGGCUGUCGUUGGUGGUCACGCCUGGGAUCUGAAAGAGAGGCUUGUAACCCGGAAGCGGAAACGAGUCACCGUCCCAGCUCCGGCUGCCCCACAGAUAGGCUUCACACUUUUCCCGGGCCCACCGGCGGGCUUCUGCCGCCAUGGACCUGUUGUUUGGGCGCCGGAAGACGCCGGAGGAGCUGCUGCGGCAGAACCAGCGGGCUCUGAACCGUGCCAUGCGAGAGCUGGACCGUGAGCGACAGAAGCUAGAGACCCAGGAGAAGAAGAUCAUUGCCGACAUCAAGAAGAUGGCCAAGCAAGGGCAGAUGGACGCUGUGCGCAUAAUGGCAAAAGACCUGGUGCGCACACGGAGGUACGUGCGCAAGUUUGUGCUGAUGCGGGCCAACAUCCAGGCUGUGUCCCUCAAGAUCCAGACACUCAAGUCCAACAACUCGAUGGCGCAAGCCAUGAAGGGUGUCACUAAGGCCAUGGGCACCAUGAACAGACAGCUUAAGUUGCCCCAGAUCCAGAAGAUCAUGAUGGAGUUUGAGCGGCAGGCAGAGAUCAUGGACAUGAAGGAGGAGAUGAUGAACGACGCCAUCGACGACGCCAUGGGUGAUGAGGAUGAUGAGGAAGAGAGUGAUGCUGUCGUGUCCCAGGUCCUGGAUGAGCUGGGCUUGAGCCUGACAGAUGAGCUGUCCAACCUUCCUUCCACCGGAGGCUCCCUCAGUGUGGCCACCGGUGGGAAGAAAGCAGAGGCCGCAGCCUCGGCCUCAGCCCUGGUUGAUGCGGACGCGGACCUGGAGGAGCGGCUCAAGAACCUGCGGAGGGACUGACUGCCCCGUCGCCCCAGCGGGCCAAAGGAUGUUCACUUCCGCUGCACCCUUUCUCUAAUAAAAGUGAUUAGACACUA
Molecule: messenger RNA, 1373 nt
Organism: Pteropus alecto (black flying fox)
Lineage: Eukaryota; Metazoa; Chordata; Mammalia; Chiroptera; Pteropodidae
Gene: CHMP2A
Product: charged multivesicular body protein 2A
Exons: 6
Coding region: 622-1296 (224 amino acids)
Biological process (GO): late endosome to vacuole transport; protein transport; endosome transport via multivesicular body sorting pathway
Cellular component (GO): multivesicular body; ESCRT III complex
Source: RefSeq, a predicted model, not a curated record